CAUGGAGCCCAACAUGGCCCCUGCCAGCCGGGCCGUUGUUGUGGUGCUGUCGGUGCUGCACCUGAGCCGGACGAUCCUCUGCACCGAGUACUUCUCCACGCUGACUCUGUUCAACCAGGAGCUGCACAAGCAGGGCUGCAGCUCGCUGUCCGACUGGGAGGACUUCGCGGCGGACUGCGAGUCUUCCAUCUUGCAGCUGGAGGACCCGGACUGCGAGGAGGGAAGCAACCCCAACUGCGAGUCCGUCUUCUCACUGAACGCCGAGAAGAUCCUGAACCAGGCGAAGCUGUUUAUCGAGCAGAAGAAAAUCCCCUUCCCCGUAGAUAAUCACAACACAAACGAAGAACUGGCUAUCGGCUACGUUCUGAUUGGAAAUGGCCUGUACGACGAAGCCAUCAAACAUUUCUCGCUCCUGCUCCAGGGCGACCCUGAACUGGUCAGCGCCAUUUAUGGGAGAGGCAUCGCUUACGGGAAGAAAAGCCUACAGGAUAUAAAAAAUGCUGAGUUGGCGUUGUACGAGCUCAACCGAGUCAUCAUCCUGGAGCCCAACUGGCCCGAGGUGUACGAGCAGAAGGCAGAGAUCCUGUCGACUCUGAGUCGCAUCAGCGAAGCUCUGAGCGACCUGACCAAAGCCAUCCAGCUGCAGCCGUCCGCCCGGCUCUACCGCCACCGAGGCACGCUGCUCUUCAUCUCGGAGGAUUAUGUGGCAGCUAUGGAGGACUUCCAGCAGUCCUUGGAGUUAAAGAGGAACCAGCCCAUCGCCAUGCUGUACAAAGGCCUCACCUUCUUCCACAGAGGCAUGCUGAAGGAAGCCAUCGAGACGUUCAAAGAGGCCUUGAAGCUGAAGCCAGACUUCAUCGACGCCUAUAAGAGCCUGGGACAGGCCUACAGGGAGCUGGGCGACUUCGAGUCGGCCAUGGAGAGCUUCCAGAAGGCGCUGAUGCUGAACCAGAACCACAUCCAGUCGCUGCAGCUGCGGGGCAUGAUGCUGUACCACCACGGCUCGCUGCAGGAGGCUCUGGGCAACUUCAAGAGGUGUCUCCAGCUGGAGCCCUACAACGAGGUGUGCCAGUACAUGAAGGGCCUGAGCCACGUGGCCAUGGGCCAGUUCUACGAGGGCAUCAAGGCCCAGACCAAAGUCAUGCUGAACGACCCGCUGCUGGGGCAGAAGGCCAGCUCCGAAUACCUCAAAGUCAAAUACCUCAGAGAGUACUCCCGGUACCUGCACUCUCACCUGGACGUCGCGGUGGCCGAGUACAACGUGGACCAGGACCUGCCGGGGAACUUCAAGAACCACUGGGCCAAGAACCUGCCGUUCCUCAUCGAGGACUACGAGGAGCAGCCGGGCCUGCAGCCUCACAUCAAAGACGUUCUGCCGCAGAACUUCGAGAGCUACAGCGUGGACGUGCAGAAGCUGAUCUGCAGCGCCGACCAGCUGGGGGCGCUCAUGCAGUACGACACGCCCGGCUUCCUGCCCAACAGGAGGAUCCACCGAGCCAUGGGCCUGGCCACCCUGGAGGUGAUGCAGGCCAUGCAGCGGACGUGGAGCAACUCCAAGGUGCGAGUGAACGGGAAGACCAGGCAGAUGCAGUGGAGAGACAUGUUCGACAUCGCCGUCAAGUGGAGGAGGAUCGCGGAUCCAGACCAGCCCGUUCUGUGGUUGGACCAGAUGCCGGCGAGGAGCCUCAGUCGAGGCUUCAACAACCACAUCAACCUCAUCAGAGGCCAGAUAAUCAACAUCAGAUACCUGGCCUACUUCGACAACAUCCUGGACUUCAUCAAAGACAGAAUCCUGGUGUAUCAUGGAGCGUAUAAUCCCAGGGGCCUGAUGGAGGUGCGCCAGGCCCUGGAGAGUGUGAAUAAAGUAGAAGACCUGCUUCCAAUAAUGAAGCAGUUCAACAGUAAAACCAGAGAUGGCUUCACCGUCAACUCUAAAGUGCCGAGCAUGAAGGAUUCUGGGAAAGAGUAUGAUGGUUUCACCAUCACUAUCACUGGAGACAGGGUUGGAAACAUGCUGUUCUCGGUGGAGACUCAGACCACAGAGGAGCGAACGCAACAGUAUCAGUCAGAGAUUGAAUCCAUCUACAAAGACCUGACGGCUAAAGGGAAAGCCUUGAUGCUGUCCACCGAGCUCGGGGAUGCAGACGCUGUGUGCAACCUGAUCCUGUCUCUGAUUUAUUACUUCUGCAACCUCAUGCCGCUCUCCAGAGGGUCCAGCGUCGUGGCGUACUCGGUGGUGAUGGGGGCGCUGAUGGCCAGCGGGAAAGAGGUCAUCGGCCGGAUCCCCAAAGGAAAGCUGGUGGAUUUCGAAGCCAUGACCACACCCAGUCCAGACAGCUUCAGUAAAACUGCAAAGAGCUGGAUGAAUCUCAAAAGUUUACCCGGCUGGUACCAGAGUCUUCCGUCGGUAGCAGAGGCCUUCCCGUCGACCAGAACCAUGAUCGAGGUCCUCAACACAGACUCGUCCUCACACUGUCCAAAGAAGUCCUAACACAGCUUCCACGCUCCAGUCUCACCCGUAGAAAUAACGAUGGUGAUGGUUCUAGCAAGAGAGACCAACAUCUUCUGCCUCCCAAACAACUCUGAAUCUCCUCAAACCGUCGCUGGAUUGCUCAGUUUAUUUAAAAAUGGUUUCUUCACUUAUUUAUUGUUCUCUUUUAAUGGUUAUGUUUUUAAAUUUAUUAGCCAAACCUAAAAAAAAAAAAUGAAAAGAUGUCCAGGUUUUGAAUCAUCAUCCCUGUGGUCAUAAGCUAACUUUUAUUCCAAAUCUGACAUUUUUCCAGGUCGUUUUUCCUUAAAGGUGCAUAAGGUUUUACUUUUGUGCACCAGGGGGCAGCAGUGAGUCUGGUUCAAUCAUUGGAAAUUGUCAAGCUCUUCAAGAAUUAUUUCCCCUCUGACUUCUUGUUUUCUUAAACUGAAAGCAGGAAUGAAGAAAACUUGACUCACUGCACCACCUGGUGGCAGAAAGUGGUAUUUCCAGACCGCUCACGUCUUCCGAUCAUCACUUUUAGCUUUGUUUUGACUUAAAAUCCAUGGUGCUUGUUCAAAUCUGAGUCUUACACUGAUAAAUCUUAAGAAACAUUUUCUUUUUUUUUUUUUUUUUUAACUCUCAGGAGGCGACCAGGCUCGGGAGGAGUUCAAAGUUCUCAUAAAUAAUGGGGGAAUCUGUGAUUUUAGGUAUUUAAAAAUUAGUUGUCACUGAUUUUUUUGCAGGAUUUGAGUGUUAUAUUUACAGAUGGAGUCUGAUCUGAAAGAUUAACAAUAUUUAGGACCUGUAUGGACUUUCUGGCAGAUAGUUUUUGGAUUGCGAUGGUGCAUUUGGAAAGAAAGAGAAGGAUUCUGGAGGCUGGUUUCAUCUAUUCUUCUUCUUGUCAGUGGAAGUCCGGUGGGGUUUUAUUGGGAAAACGUUCAUACCCACUGAUGCUGCUCAUUCCCAAUCAAUCAAUCUCCUUCUGAAAUCGUCCCGGUUAUGAAUUGCUUUUACAGCCGUGUUUGUCAAUGUUUUUCUUGCUUUGCUGGGAUCAAAUCCAAUACGAGCUUCGUGAGAUGGGCUGAACGCCCGACGGUCCGGUUGUUUGGGACGCAGAAGUGGCGGUGUCCACCGCGGCUCCUCCUCUGCUCCGUCGGCUUCACAGCGAAGACGUCCAAAAGCACAAAGCGCCGAGUUAUCGGUCAGCCACCCGUCCGAUCCGCAGCGGAGAGUCAAAACUCUCUGGUUUUUAAUCCGUUUAAAAAACAAAAGCAACAGUCUUUAUUUAACAAUUGGCACUUUAAAGUUUGUAUUUUCCCGCACAUUUUUCGGCCUGUCAGCAGAGGAGGAUGUUAAAAAGAGGAACUUCAGGGCUAUUGAAUUCCACGUGGGAUACUUGAAGCUGUAGUGUUCAUUUUAUCAGCAGAGUGUCACUCGGAGGGUUCAUGGUGUGAAACCCGACGGGAUCCAAACGGUGGCUAAGCUAACCGGAGAGGCGCAGUCAGAGACUUCAGAGAAUCAGUUAUUGAGGACGUUCUGAUCCUUCUACGCCCCCCAGUGUUCCGACGGAGUGGCACAGCCCAGUGAGGGUAUAUUAGCCUGAACUGUUGACAGGUUUUCUGGAGGUAUGAGGAGCAGAAAGGAGAAGGUUUGACUGUAACUUCAAAGUCAGGUCCAUUCGUCCACAUGUGGAAACAGAGAAACCCUACCUUACCGUGGGACCUGGAUCUAGGACCUUCUCUAAAGUCUCUGACCGUCUUUGAGUGUUAUUUCCAGAAGUGUGGCAAGCGCGCCAUGUGCUUUAUUUGCCCAUCAUUCCUUUAACUUUACGUUCCCGAUGCCGCCGUGUGUUUUGAAGGCAGCCUGUUUCAGACAUUCUGCACGAUCUGAGGGACCGCCGGACGUUCUGAGUCAGAACGCCGUCCAGGUGUUUUCCGUCACUCCGACCUGUGUGACAGCGUCGGACAAAACCAGAUGAGAUUAAAUCAACAUUUCAUUAAAUUAUAAAUGUUUUGGGGAUCUGGCUUUUCGAUUUGAGAUCUCAAAGGUUGGAAACGUCUUAAUUUGGAGGAACAAAAGGCAUUUUUUCAUAGCUGAAUCUGAAAAAUUUAUUUAAUGGUGUUUUUCUUUUAAAAUUAAAUUUUGGGGGGGGUUUGUACUUGAGAAUUUAUGUACCCAUCUGAGUUGAUUUAAGCACAAGCGCAACAGUUGGACAACCGUGAAGUAUUUGGAGUGGGUGGGCUUUAAUUCUCUCGGUUUCGUUGCAGGAAAUCACUUCAGAACUGAAGUUUUUCAAUGUUUUGAGUCAGUUGGAUCAUUCCCUCUGAAUAAGAUCAAGCAGAUCUCUUUAGGUUCAUAUCUUCCUCUGUUCCGUCACCGUCUUCUUUAUGAGUUUUUGGGGAUUUAUUUUUUCUGCACCAGAUGUUCUAGGUUUUACUCGUGCAGUAUGUUUAGACAGAUGUAAUACCGAUUUAGUACCACUGGGUGGCUGUAGAGAGUCUGACUCUCUAUUCUAAGUUUUUAUGGCUGAAGGUCAACAUCUUAAUUAUUUUUGGUCUUUUUGGAGUAAAAACAGACCUGAGCGACUCAAAACACCACCUAGAGGUAGAAGGUGGUAUUCCAACAUGGAGCCACAUGUCGCUGCUUGGUUAGCUGGUUAGCUUCCGUUUUAAAUCCACGUUUCAUCCGAUCUGUUUCCAAGCUAAGAAAUCGUACAUUCUGCACCUCUCGGUGCUGCGAUGGCUGGCGGAGCGACGAGUGCACAAAUUCUUAAAACUUGAAUGGUUUUUUUUGUAUUGAAUGAAUGUUCAACAGCAAAUAAUAAAAUUGGUCAACAA
This is a messenger RNA of Salarias fasciatus (jewelled blenny), 5307 nucleotides long. It is a transcript of the gene ttc13, whose product is annotated as tetratricopeptide repeat domain 13. The transcript has 23 exons. The coding region runs from base 2 to 2491 and encodes 829 amino acids. The record is from RefSeq and is a predicted model, not a curated record. Gene Ontology annotation, molecular function: protein binding. NCBI's taxonomy places the organism in Eukaryota, Metazoa, Chordata, Actinopteri, Blenniiformes, Blenniidae.